AAAACACAUAUCCACCAAUCACAACUCAACACCUUUGACCCUUUUUCGCUCUCCCUUCUCUGCUCAUUUCUGUUUCAUAGAUCUUCCACUGCUGCUGCUACUAAUAAGGAGCUGGCUUAUUUGUAUUCAUUUUCUUUUACCCUUUUGCUUUUGUUGGGUUUUUGGCCUUUAUCUCAAAGGGAACAAAAGCUUUGGCAAAGCAUAAAUUGCUUGCCACUUCCUCCACUUGAAUCCUCUGUUUUUCUCAAUUGUGUUUUACUUUUUCGUCUUCCUUUUCUUUUGUAUAGAAAAGCAUAUGCCUUGAAUUGAAUCUUACUUUGAUAGCUUCAAAUUUGUGGCUUAAUUUUGUUUGUUUUCUGAAAUUUGAUAUCUAUUUCAGGGUUUUUGAUAAAUUAUUGAACUUUAAUCUAGGGUUUUUUUUUAUCAUUUAAAGUAGAUUUUCAAGAUCUGUUUUCUUUUUUCUUUUUUUAUUUUUUUGGGUUAUUGCUCCUUGAAUUCUCCUUGGAUUUUGGAAAGUUGGGACUUUUUCAGAUUCCUUGGUUUGUGCUCAUGUAAAAAAAGUUACUCAGAUUCUAUUCAAAUGCUUGUUGAUUUAAUGACUUUCUGGUCAUAAAAUUCUCCACUUCUCUCUGUUGCAUUUGCUAUUUGUAAUUUUCUCUCUCUUUCCAUUCAAAGAGAUAGGGAGAUAUUGCAUCCUUCAUUUCUUUCUUCCUUGUGUAAAUUAUAUAUAUAUAUGCUAUUUGAUUUUAUUAUUGUACAGUUCAAUAACUAUGAAUCGGGGAAUUGAAAUCCUCUCUCCAGCUUCUUAUCUUCAGAAUUCUAACUGGUUGUUUCAAGAAACCAAGGGAACCAAAUGGACCCCUGAAGAGAACAAGCAGUUUGAGAAUGCUCUGGCUUUAUACGAUAAGGAUGAUCCUGAUCGAUGGCAGAAGGUUGCAGCCAUGAUCCCAGGCAAGACUGUUGGUGAUGUAAUCAAACAGUACAGGGAAUUGGAGGAAGAUGUCAGUGAUAUUGAAGCAGGCCUCAUCCCAAUUCCAGGCUACAGCACCAGUGAUGCUUCUUUUACUCUUGAGUGGGUCAAUAAUAAUCAACCAUACGAUGGCUUCAAGCAUUAUUAUACUCCUGGCGGCAAGAGAACCACCGUGGCCAGGUCUUCUGAGCAGGAAAGGAAGAAAGGUGUGCCGUGGACCGAGGAGGAGCAUAGGCAGUUUCUGAUGGGUCUUCAAAAGUAUGGUAAAGGGGACUGGAGAAAUAUUUCUCGCAAUUUUGUGACCACUAGAACACCAACUCAAGUGGCUAGCCAUGCUCAGAAGUACUUUAUCAGGCAGAGCACAGGAGGGAAGGAUAAGAGGAGAUCAAGCAUCCAUGAUAUCACUACUGUCAAUCUUCCAGACACCAAGUCUCUUUCAUCUGAUGAGAAGAAAUCAUCUCCAGAUCAUUCUUCCACAAGUCUACAAUCACAGCCACAACAAAAAAUGGCUGCCAUGGCCAAAGGAUUUGUAGAUCACAAACCACAAAAUGAAGGGGGAGGAGCAGCUGGUGUUUUCAGUCAAGCAAAUGGAAAUUUGUUGAUGGCCCCUUUUUGUGGGAUAUCCUCAUAUGGGCAAAAACUACAGGAGCAAAAUCUGCUUGGAGGAACUCUUCCAGGAUACCAGUUUUCACCUUACAAUUUGAAUUUGAUUUUUCAGAUGCAACCGACACAACGUCAGUAAACCAACCUCGGAGGAUCUAGAGUUGUCAAGCUUGAACUUGAGAAGAAUGUAUGAAAAUUGCCAUUCAUUUGCGUAAUAUUUAAUCUUGAGGGUGAAAAGAGUCUAGACUAGAUGGUACUUUUUUCAAUUAUUGAGUCACCAGCAUCAAGUACAUGCAGCUACCUAGUCCACAUUCUCAAACUAAUACAAGUGUCAGUACAAAUGCAGAGUGGGAUUUAAUAAUUUUCUGAUGUAUUUCAUUGAAUCAAUGGUUGUACUUUUUGACAGAAAAAUUUCUGAAUGUAACAUAUAAUAUUUUCAUCCUCAUGACAUCCCCAUUUUACUCGAGUUGAAGCAGCUGAAUUGAAUAAUCAACUAUAUUGUCAGAUCCUUAGCUAUAAAGGCUUCCCCUUUCUCCCCCUAAUGACAUAAUUUAAUCUCACUUUUUAGUUAUUUAUUUUGAACAAAUCUUACUUUUUAUUUGUAUUGUGCCAUAUCAAACACAUGGGUUAGCAUUAUAUUUGCUUAUUGACUGAAUUUGACAGUGGAAUCUUGACUGAAGCUUGAGAAUAAGGUCCGCUAGUUCAAGCAUCUUAUGCUUAAUAAUGUCUCUCUUCUUUUCUCUUUGUUCUGUUUUAAGAGGAUAUCAAUAUUCUUUUUCCUUUUUUGUUGUUUAAUUUAAGAUUGCAAGGUGUGGUGGAAGAUGAUCCCUCAAGAUGUUUUAAUGAUUAAGUAAAUCAAACAAUUAGCAUAACUGUAGUUUUAAGAUAGUCUUUCAAAACCAAUGUCAAUUUUUCCAAAGACUUUCAUUUCUUCGAACAUUUCGGACUGCGGAUUAGUAGAAUUAUGGAUUUAUGAUUCUUUAGAGUAUGAAUUUUGAUGCAACUAUACUCUCCUUAAGACUUUUUCAUUCAAAGAGAAUCUAACUAUUUCCUAGCCAGAGCUGGGAUUUCAAAGCUCUUUGUUAAAUCAAAUACCAGAUUAUACAAAUUUACCCAAUGCCCCCUUAAAAAAAGGCUCAAAGAUUCUCCUAUUUCUGUUGCUGACAUUUUGUCACCUUUAAUUUUCGUUAAAGUUGUUCAUAGCUGGAAUCUGCCCUCUAUUUAUGUGAGUAGCAGAAUAUGUGAUAUACAGUAACUAAAAGGAUUUAUAUUUGAUUUCCCAUAUGAAAUCAAAAACUUUUUGACCCUUUUGAGAAAAGGAAAAUUAUGCUGAUUUUUGUUUAGGUUUUCUUUUUGAGGCAUUUACUGCCAUUCUCUAUUAUUCGGAUUUGAUGCAGUUUCACCUAAUUGUAUUGCUCAGAGAAUUAUCAGAAACGCAUAAUGUCAGUUCACAACCAACAGAUGAAAAGAUGAAAAUUUUUUUCAUUUUGCUUCUUUAUAAUUUUUUAAAACUCUUUGUUUUUGCUUUUGUCGGCUUCUUAUUGUGGUUGUUGCUGCUGCUGCUGCUAAUAGUUGUCAAUAACAUCCUUGUUGUUUAUGCAAUAUUCAUGAAAAGCCUAGUGCCCCAUUACAUUGCUUGCACAUAAUAUUCAUGGUCCCCCCACUAGACAAACAAUUCAAGGCAAUAUAAAAAAGUCAUUGAGACUUUUUCUUUUGAUAAAUGACAAAACUGUCCAACUUUUCUUUACAAAAAGUAACAACUUUUCUGCAACUUGCAUAAGGGAGCACUAUGGAUACUUUUGUUCUGGUUUUUGUCAUCCCUGCCCCUAGUUUUCAUUAUAAACCACACAGCCAAACUCUACAGAUGUCUCUCAAACACUACAUAGCCUUCUCUGUUUGUUUAUCAAUCAAAUUUAUUUCCUGUGGAAAUACAAUUAAAGUCAUAGAAAUCAGCAGUGUUUCUAGACAUGCUAAUCAGUUUGCAGAUGUGAUAGCCAAGCUUAGACUUUGAGGAUUACCACCAUUAGAUUGGGCAUCUAUAUCAGUUAUCGGAGUCACUGAACUUGUUGUAGAAUAUUUGCUGCUACUAGCAGCC
Manihot esculenta (cassava) is the source of this 3668-nucleotide messenger RNA. Its product is annotated as transcription factor DIVARICATA. The transcript has 3 exons. Bases 771 to 1712 code for a protein of 313 amino acids. Gene Ontology annotation, molecular function: DNA binding. The record is from RefSeq and is a predicted model, not a curated record. Lineage: Eukaryota; Viridiplantae; Streptophyta; Magnoliopsida; Malpighiales; Euphorbiaceae.